AUGAAGAAUCACCCUUUUCCAUGAAGUUUUUCUCACCAACAUUGCAUCAGCUUCGAACUGUAAGGAUUUCUUUUGUAUUCCGGCGAAUCCUGUCAUCUUCUUCCUCAAAAAUGGUCCUGGAUCUCGACCUUUACCGUGCAGAUAAAGGAGGCAACCCAGAUAAAAUACGGGAAAACCAGAGCAAGCGUUAUUCCGACGUGACUUUGGUUGACAAAGUUGUUGAGGCCGAUACUCAAUGGAGAAAAUUUCGGUUUUCUAAAGACAAUUGGAACAAGCUUCGGAACUUGUGUAGCAAGCAGAUCGGCGACAAAAUGAAGAAAAAAGAGCCUGUGGGUGAUGAUGAGACUCUACCAAAGGAGGUGCUUGAUGGAUUAGAAGAACUUACAGCUGAAAUGUUGCAGCAACUGACUGUCACACAAAUCAAGAUAGUCCGCACUCUUGUGGAUGAUGGUAUGGCCAAGUGUAAUGAGGAAGUUGCCAGGCUUGAAAAGCUCCGUAACGAGAAACUAUUUGAAGUUGGCAAUAUAUUGCACGACUCAGUUCGUAUAAGUAAUGAUGAGGAUGAAAACCCUGUGGAUCGAAUCGUUGGAGACUGUUCUGUCCGUAAGAAGUACUCUCAUGUUGAUCUUGUUCACAUGGUUGAUGGUGUUGACAUAGAUCGGGGGUCUGUCGUCGCUGGAAGCAGAGGCUACUUUUUAAAGGGCCCACUGGUGUUCUUAGAACAUGCUCUGAUUCAGCAUGCCACACGUAUGUUGUAUGGGAAGGGCUUUAUUCCUCUGAGUACACCUUUCUUCAUGCGAAAAGAAGUGAUGCAAGAAGUGGCGCAGCUCAGCCAAUUUGAUGAAGAGCUUUACAAGGUUGUUGGCAAAGGUGCAGACGAGGCGGGUUAUGAGGAGAAAUACCUGAUUGCCACCAGCGAGCAGCCAAUUGCUGCAUUCCACCGUGGUGAGUGGAUGGACAAGAACGACCUCCCAAAAAAGUAUGCCGGGUUCUCCACCUGUUUUCGACAGGAAGCAGGGGCUCAUGGCAGGGACACCCGAGGCAUCUUCAGAGUGCAUCAGUUUGAGAAGAUUGAACAGUUUGUCAUCUGCUCCCCCCAUGACAAUAUUUCUUGGGAGAUAUUUGACGAGAUGAUUGGAAAUGCGGAAGAGUUUCACAAGUCACUGGGAAUACCCUACAGAAUUGUCAGUAUAGUCUCAGGCGCACUGAAUAAUGCAGCGGCAAAGAAGUUAGACCUUGAGGCAUGGUUCCCAGCUAGUGGUGCAUUCAGGGAACUAGUUUCCUGCUCAAACUGCACUGACUACCAAGCCAGGAGACUACAAGUGCGGUUUGGACAGACGAAGAAGAUGGGUGUUAGUACUGAAUAUGUGCAUAUGUUGAAUGCUACAAUGUGUGCUGUCUCUAGAGUGAUAUGCGCAAUCCUGGAGAACAACCAAACCGAAGAGGGUGUGGUCAUGCCUCAAGCACUGCACCCGUACCUCCCACAGGACUUGCACUUCUUGAAGUUUGUGAAACCGGCACCAAUAGAUGAUAAACCAGAGCAGAAGAAGCAAAAGAAGAAGGGCAAAAACAAGGGGGCAAACAAUGAAUCAGUCGGGUGUUUAGAGUCAAAACUUGAAGAUGUGAAUCUAUAGAAAUAGACACCUUAGGAUCUUGAAGAAGUAGAAUAGCCACCAAGGGAAACUCUACAUUAUCCCAUCACAGCAUUGAAUUCUUGAAAUGUACAAUAAUAACUGGGUUUUCACUACCAGCCAUUUCAAAUCCCUGGAGCUGAUUUGUUUCAUAAAACUUUUUCAUUAAUGCAAAUGAGAUUUAUAUUUCAUAGAAAAGUAAAUCCACUUCAAUCAAUGGAAUGAAAUCCAUCUCCUUAAAAAGUGGCUCCUUUUUCUUUAGAUAGAUGACAAGUUUAUUGAAAUAAAACAACAAGACAAAAGAAAACACGCAUGGCCUGAAGAGAGACAAAAUGAUAUGAUAUUCCAAUGAUCAAAUAAACCAAGACAAGUGUCUCCCAAGUUGGCUCCAGUUAAGGAUAUGUUAUAGUACAAACUCCCAUAUAUGAGAUGUGGGCCUGGGUCCUGAUUUCAUUUAAUGAACAAUGUUUGGGUUUCAGCAAGUCUGGUUCUUGCAGGUUUACCUCUUACUACCAAGCUCUCUUCAUCUAAGAUUAUUUUAAGAAUGUAUUACUACAGUUAAUGUGUAGUAGAUGAAAAUAAAGCCAUGGAAACCAAUCAUA
Nematostella vectensis (starlet sea anemone) is the source of this 2233-nucleotide messenger RNA. RefSeq names its product serine--tRNA ligase, cytoplasmic. Gene Ontology annotation, cellular component: cytosol. Gene Ontology annotation, biological process: seryl-tRNA aminoacylation. Bases 21 to 1634 code for a protein of 537 amino acids. The transcript is spliced from 10 exons. Lineage: Eukaryota; Metazoa; Cnidaria; Anthozoa; Actiniaria; Edwardsiidae. Gene Ontology annotation, molecular function: serine-tRNA ligase activity; tRNA binding; ATP binding. The record is from RefSeq and is a predicted model, not a curated record.